Messenger RNA from Ectocarpus siliculosus, 1212 nucleotides. The record is from the annotation of a GenBank genome assembly. Lineage: Eukaryota; Phaeophyceae; Ectocarpales; Ectocarpaceae.
AUGGACGUCGCUCUGGAAGAUGUUAAUUUUCUCCUGUCCGACCUUGAUCUUGGCGUGGUCGGGCAUCAGGAUGGCGAGGACAACUUAAAAAAAUCCUCCGUCGUGGUAACAGAGCAAGUACGGGCUCUCGAGGCAGCUUUAGCUCGGCAGCAGGAUGGCCGGCCGGAAGAGGCGGAUGAUACUGGGGGCGGAGCGGGGAUCGUGAAUGUUGCGAUAGCACGCGGUAUGCCGAGACCAGACGGAAACACCGAUGAUUCAACGUCAAGGGCUGAGGCACUGAACUUCAUGCGCUCCGAACUUCAGCUCCUGUGCAUAGAAGCGCAUCGGAGACGUAAAGAGAGCAAGCCCCUGCUCGACGGACUGGAACUGACGGCCGCACAGAAGCAGACGGUGGACAGAGUUCACGCGGCCAUCGCCGCGGACUUCGCCCUCCGACGGCUCAUGCUGCUAAGGCGCUGUGACGUGACCGUGCGGUCCUUCCUGCGUGACAGCAUCAGCGGCGGCAGCGGUGUCGGAGAAAGAAAGCACGGUGGAGAGAGCGCAGGGGGGAAGGGGGGACAAGGAGAGGCAGGAGGAGCUGCGGAUAGUGGUGGUGGUGGCGACGAAGAGAAGUUUGCCGACCUUCCGCCCGCCUUGAGAACAAAGCGACAGGCGCUCUUGGACAAGCCUCGGGAAAUCACGGUAGAUGACGCGCUGAUCGCUCCGACUUCGGUGGCUCGGCAGCAUACCCACAAGACAGCAGAAGAAUACGACGGCGACGGUGGCGGCCACGGCGAGCAUUCCACGAAGACAAAGAAGGCUGUCUUACCAACCGCCGACAUCGCCGAGGUUUCUGAUCGUGGCGGGCGCGUGAGCGAUGCCCGCGGCGGGCCGGUCUGGAAGACCCGUAAGGAAUUCGACAAAGCUGCCGCUGCUGCUGCUUUCUCAGGGAAAAGGGGUGGCGGUCGUGGCGGCGGGCGCGGCAGCGGUGGCAAGCGAGGCGAGAAAAAAGGAGGCGGCGGCGGUGGAAGAGGUGCGGGCGAGGAGCAAGGGAAAAAGGAGCGUGGUAACCGUCGUGGCGGUGGCGGUGGUGGUGGCGGCGGGGGGGGUGGGGGUGGGGGUGGGGGAGGGGGAGGGGGAGGGGGAGGGAGAGGUGGUGGUGAAGAGCGGGGUGGAGGGAACAAGAGGAAGUGGGGAGGGCGUGGAGACCGGGCACCGGGUCAGCGCAGAUAA